CUUACAGAGCAGGGGCAGAAGUACCACAAACAACUGUUUUAUUGAUUCACUAAACAGCGUUUAAGAACUCGGUUUGAAGAUGAUGCGCGUUCCUGAGCUGCAGAACCAGAAGAACUCUUUAUUCACGGCUAUGAACCGCUUCAUCGGCGCCGUCAACAACAUGGACGAGACGGUGAUGGUACCGAGUCUGCUGCGCGAUGUUCCGCAUGUUAGCGAAGGAGAAAGCGGGGAUUACAUGCGUGCAGCUGAGGCUGACAUGUACGCCUACUACACCCAGCUCAAAUCCAUCCGCAAUGAGAUCGAAUGGGGCGCAGUGCUGCGUACAGACGAUCCGCAAAAAGCCGCAGAGAAGGCGGAGAAAACGCUGGAGUCCGGGAGCGAACAGGCCGAUCUGGAACGGCUGCUGCGCUUCCACCUGAAGGGUCUGCACGGGGUGUUGUCCAAACUGACCAGCCAUGCCAACCAGCUCACCGACCGCUACAAGCAAGAGAUUGGCAUUGCUGGCUGGGGUCAGUAAGAUUACCUCAACACCCAGCAGCUGUUAUCAGGGACUCAAACAAAGGACUGGUCGGGAAUGGAAGUAUUUUGGGGCUGAUUUCUUAAACGAGCAUGAAGGUGACUUUUAUGCCUCUUUUUGCACAGAACUUACCUCGGUUUUAAAGCUCAGAUGAUGAUACACACUCAUUGUGAUUUAACAAUCUGCUAUGUAUUUGUGCGUAUGAUACUGUGUGUUUGAGAGCUGGUUUAUUAGUGUUUGUAGGGCGGGGAGUGGACAGAGGACUGCAGUCAGACCAUAUGAUGCAACCACUCUUCAGAAUGACCCCUUUCAAACUGACUGUACCUAUUUAUUUGUCUUGCCUGUGUAAUUUAACAGAGUAGUUUAACUGAGAGGGUUUGGGUACAUCCCCAUUCUAAUGAUCUGAAACUGCCCGUGAAUUAAUGAACUGGAAAGCUCUGAGAUGUGCCAACAAUGGUAAAGUCAUGAAGAGCUCCAUGUGAUUUGUGUUAACCUCACAGUGCUAUUUGUCUAAAACAUUUGCUAUUUUUAUAUUGGAUAAUAUUUAAUAGUGAAAUAAACUUGUUUUCAAAUAUCUGUUUAUUCAUUUCUCUGAUUGCUUUUGUUUUAUAACUAUGAUCUUUCAUUAUCAUAUGCCUGUUUUCCACUGAGCUGUACUGUAUUGUGUGUUAUGGGAUUUGAAAACAUACCACAUGAUCCCACAUUUUGUUUUCAUUGCCAAGUAACCGGUUCUGUACCCAGGUUACUUUUUGGUUACCCUGUUUGACCUGAAAACAAGCUUAAUGAAGCAGGCCAUAUGUGUGGGCAGACAGAAGAAAGUGCAGACAGAUGAUUGGCUAAUGAAAAUGGCCCCAAAUUAAACACCACAACAACAGCAGACAAACCGAAAAUCGUCCUGUAGCUAAUGAUAUCAAUUACAUUUACUGUGGCGUUUUUGUUCUCAGCCUUUUUCUCAGCCAGUGACUGGGAAAAAAAAAAAAUGAAUCCCAGGUUUACAGGUCCCAUGAGCGACACCCACGCUACUAACUGCUGCACCACCAUGUCAUGCCAUGAACAUAAUUUUUAAGUCAUUAACAUUUAUGCCAUUUACCAGAUGCUUUUACUCAGUGUCAGUUAUGACCAAAUACCAUGCAGGUAAUUAAGGGUUUUGAGCCCUGCUCAGGGGCUCGACAGUGGCAACCUGCUGAUAGUUGGGACUGAACCGACAACCUCCUGUUUAAUAUUUGUAAGAUCUGUUGCACAGUGUUUGGACAAUCUUCUUGAAAUGUUUCAUGAUUCUAAUCACACACUACCAUCUUCAAAUAUUCAGGUCUAGAGACCAAGUAGUACAUGCUAUAAAUUCUUUGGUUUUUAAAUAAUUUGUUCAAAUGUAACAUGUGUUUGUUGUCUGAUAUACCCAUAGCUCAUGUUCAGUUUCUUGAAAUUUCUUUUUUUUUUUUCAUGUUAAUUAACUCAUAUAUGUAAACUGGCUACUUUCAAUUGCCUUGUGGUUUGAGUGAGCAAGUAAAUGGGUGUGUGCGGGGAUAAAUCUAGUGUUUCUAGAAAAGCCUCAAAACCCGAGAAAAACCUGAUCAGGAUGAAGCAGUUAUGGCACAUUUAAUAGUUUGUUUUGUCCAAUGUUUAACUAAUUAAAUAGAAACUCUGGCAUAACA
Molecule: messenger RNA, 2169 nt
Organism: Trichomycterus rosablanca
Lineage: Eukaryota; Metazoa; Chordata; Actinopteri; Siluriformes; Trichomycteridae
Gene: mid1ip1a
Product: MID1 interacting protein 1a
Exons: 1
Coding region: 80-517 (145 amino acids)
Biological process (GO): regulation of lipid biosynthetic process
Cellular component (GO): cytosol
Source: RefSeq, a predicted model, not a curated record